Letharia lupina is the source of this 3270-nucleotide messenger RNA. RefSeq lists its product as uncharacterized. Lineage: Eukaryota; Fungi; Ascomycota; Lecanoromycetes; Lecanorales; Parmeliaceae. The record is from RefSeq and is a predicted model, not a curated record. The coding region runs from base 1 to 3270 and encodes 1089 amino acids. The transcript has 9 exons. Gene Ontology annotation, biological process: fatty acid metabolic process. Gene Ontology annotation, molecular function: iron ion binding; medium-chain fatty acid-CoA ligase activity; heme binding.
AUGAAGCGCUAUACGUGCGGCCGCCCACGACAAUACCAUCACAAAGACCCAAUAUUUGGGCUAGACCUGUACAGAAAGACUGUGGCCACCAAAGCUAAAGGCGACUAUAGGCAUACGCUUCAAGGCUUCUUUCACCGCUACGGAAAGACAUUUGAAGCCCACGUCUUCGGUCAAACCGUAAUCUACACCUCUGACGUAGAGAAUAUCCAAGCUAUCAAUACAACGGAGUUCGAGAACUUCGGCGUUGAAGGUAUCAGGAAGCAAGCCAAUGCAAGCUGGAUUGGAGAGGGAGUUUUUGUUUCUGAUGGCGAGAUUUGGAAACACGCGAGGAAGGUUGUCAUGCCGAUUUUUGCGCGGAAGCAGAUAGCGGACUUGAAAAGGUUUGGGGAGCAUCUAGAGAGGAUGAUGGAACUUGUGCCGGGGAAUGGGGAGACGGUGGAUUUGAGGCCGCUUUUGAGGAGGCUGGUAAAGCUGAUGGUUUCCUUUCCUAAGUUUCUCGACACAUCCACAGACUUUCUGUUCGCCGAAUCUGCCGAUACUCUACUUCCCCAUUCCUCCAAACUAGACGCUGAGAAGUUCCUCGCCUCCUUCGACCGAGCAAUGCUAGGCGUAGACCGACGUAUGUCGCUUCGGGGUCUAAGCUUCCUAUGGGGUCGCGUUACAAGAGAUCGAGAGUGGAAAGAGGCAUGUGCAGAAACCCACGCCGUCGUCGAUAGAUAUAUCGAGCGCGCUCUAUCCAAAAAAUGCGACAGCGAGGCAACUUCCUCACCGCAACAGAGCUAUGACACGGCCCAUGCCGAUAGUACUAUCCCAGCGGAUCAGAAACAGCCAGUCUCGUUCCUACAUGAGCUGGUCAAGGAGACAAAUGACCGCCAGUUCAUCCGCGACCAAAUAAUCAGUCUCUUCUUUCCCGCCCGGGAUGCAAACGCCAUCGCAAUCAGCGACCUCUUCUUCCAGCUGGCCCGAAAUCCACGCGUCUGGGCUAAGUUACGUGUCGAGGUCCUCAGUCACGACGAACCGAUCACGUUUGAGAGUCUGAAGAGUAUGAAGUAUCUCCAAGCUGUCCUGAAUGAAAGUCUUCGCCUCCUCGCCCCCGCCUCCGUCUCCCGCCGUACAUGCACUCACACCACCACCCUCCCUCUUGGCGGCGGACCUGAUGGCUCCUCCCCCAUCCUCGUCCUCCCCGGCACCCACGUUGACUCCCACUUCGGCAUCAUGCAGCGCGAUACCAGCAUCUGGGGAUCCGACGCCGAAGCCUUCCGUCCCGAGCGCUGGAUCGAGGGGGCUCUGCGACCCGGUUGGACUUAUGUGCCGUUUCUGGGUGGGGGAAGGAUUUGUCCGGCGCAGCAGAUGGUUUUGUGUCAGAUGGGGUUUGUGUUGGCGCGAUUUGUGGGGAAGUUUGAGGGCAUCUUGAACAGGGAUCCCGUGGAGGAAUCUAACGCUGCUGCAGCUCAAUGGCGACGAUGCCCAUUGACCAUGCGGCCAGCUCCAAGAUCAUUCAUUAAGCUUGCGCGAGUCAACUUCCGGCCGGCUCGUCGAGGCCUGCUGACCCAGUCAUAUUCUCGAGGUCCCUCACAGCCUCCACUGCUCGAGCAAACUGUGGGCGAGCACUUCCAUUCGAUCGUCUCUCGAUACGGCGACCGUACAGCAGUCGUCUCUCGCCAUCAACGAACGCGCCUGACAUACGACGGGCUCGACAGAAAGAGCAAUGACUUGGCACGGGGUUUGUUGCAAAGAGGAGUGAAAAGGGGCGACCGAGUCGCUGUGUCGCUAGGGAACAAUAUUGAGUAUGCCAUUGCAACAUACGGCCUCUUCAAGAUUGGUGGAAUACUUGUGCCACUGAACCCUGGCUUCAACGCCCAGCAAGUCAUAGCUGCUUUGGCCCACCUUGAGGCCUCACAUUUAAUAAUUGGUACCGAGACUCAUUUACCGCGCAAAGAGCCCCGCUCAAAUAUCCAGCUGCUUCGGCAGUUGAUACCCGAUCUUCAAGGCCGAAAGAUCGAGUCAGAAGCCGUGCCGUCUCUCCAAGAAGUGAUCAUUGUCGACAAUUCCCAGGGGCGCAUAGAUCCGUCGCUUCUCAGACCCGCCGUCAACUAUAACAUCGUCCUCUCCGAAGGCUCCGAGCCGAGCUCCCUACCAAAGCAGUUCCUACAUCCAGAUGAAAUAGUAAACAUUCAGUUCACCUCAGGCACAACUUCUCUCCCCAAAGCCGCCUGUCUAACUCACCACUCGAUCCUCAACAAUGGCAAAAGUAUCGGCGACCGUAUGCUUCUCACAGAGCAAGAUACAGUCUGCUGUCCGCCACCACUCUUCCAUUGCUUUGGUUGCAUACUCGGCUACAUGGCCACCGCAACCCAUGGCUCUGCCAUAGUUUUCCCUACUGAAGCAUUCGAUCCUUACGCCACAUUAAAAGCUGUGCAAGAAGAGAAAUGUACGGCUCUUUAUGGCGUCCCAACAAUGUUCAUUGCCGAACUAGAGCUGCUGCAAAGUAACAGAGUACCAUAUACAGGGUUCGAGCACCUGAGGACUGGCAUCGCAGCUGGCUCAAGCAUCCCUGCCGAGCUCAUGCGGAAGUUGCAUAAGAUACUCAAUCUAACAGAGUUGACUAUCUGCUACGGUAUGACAGAGACCAGUCCAGUCUCUGCUAUGACAACGACAGACGAUCCUCUCGAGAAACGGAUCGAUAGCGUCGGUAAGCUUCUCCCGCACGUCGAAGCUAAAGUCGUAGCCCCCAUGGAUCACACAAAAACCCUUCCAGUAGGCCAAAGGGGAGAACUAGCAGUCCACGGCUAUUUAGUAAUGAAAGAAUACUGGAGUGCGCCCGACCGAACGGCGGAAGUCAUGAUAGCUGACGUUGAUGGCAAAGUGUGGAUGCAUACAGGCGAUGAGGCUGAGAUGGAUGAAGAUGGGUACAUUAAAAUUACGGGAAGGAUUAAGGAUAUCAUUAUCAAAGGAGGGGAGAAUAUCCAUCCAUUGGAGGUGGAAAAUUGUAUCUUCGGGAUUGAGGCAGUGAAGGAGGUCAGUGUGGUUGGAUUGGCCGAUGAAACGUAUGGAGAGGUGGUCGCUGCAUUUGUGGUCAAGCAGGACGGAACAAGCGUCACCGCGGAUGAGGUGAGGAAGUGGGUUAGGGAGAAACUGAGUCAUCAUUUGAUACCCAAGUACGUCUUCUGGGUCGACAACUACCCUAAAACCGCAAGUGGGAAAAUACAGAAAUUCAAGCUCAAAGCGGAAGGUAUCAAGCUCGUGAAGGAAGGUAAGGGGUUGCAAUGA